AUGAGACUUUUAGACCCUGUCAUACGCCAAGCAGAUUCAAGACUGAAAUAUAUCAACUGUGUAUUCUUAAACAGAUCUUUACAAGAAGCAAGAGAAAGAGAACCAGAUGAUAUAGAUCUUAUAGCAGCAAUCUGCUCAGCAAAAAAUUUAGACGAAGAAACAUUCAGAAUGUUGUCAUUAUUUGGGCAAGUAAGAGAAGCACUUUUAGCAGUUAAAGACAACAUCCCAGAUAAGGUUUUACAAAACUGGCGAGAAAAGGCAAUGAUGACUAAACUGAACUCUGGCUCUAUUGACUACUUGGCAAGUAUAAGCUUAAAGGAAAUAACUAGAGAAGAAAACAAAAUAGAAAUCAUAAAAGAAUCUCCAGAUAUAUCCUUAAUAGGGAAAAAAUACCAAUACAGAGAAGGAAUGAAAAGUGAAGCAGCAACACAAACUCAAGAUGUGAAAAUAGAUAGCAUACAAACAGCAAAUGCAAGGAUUAGAGAUAACAGCCAAACAGCAAAUGCAAAAAUCCCACUAAGUCAAAGCAUGUGGGCUUCAAGCAGAAGACCUUGCAGCAACAUAGGAGAAUACAAGGCAAAGAUACCAGCAUAUAAUGUACCAGGCGAUGAUAAAAAACAACACAUCAAAAUGAUAGAAGGGAUGCUAGUAGGCAACAAACAUCUCAAAGAAGUAAAAGAAACUUUUACAAACUAUAAUAAAUGGGUAAAAGUCACUUUUGACUGUGAAACAGGAAGGAAAGAAGCCAUGGAAAAAAUAGAAAAGAAAAAUCGAGAGUGGUUUAGAAUGAUCUCAAUCGAAUCAUAG
This is a messenger RNA of Ambispora leptoticha, 807 nucleotides long. The record is from the annotation of a GenBank genome assembly. Lineage: Eukaryota; Fungi; Glomeromycota; Glomeromycetes; Archaeosporales; Ambisporaceae.